AAGUAAGGGACUUAAUUGAGGAAAAAUUUUAUUUUGGGGCUUAAUCGUAAAAUUUUAAAAAGUUGAGGGGCCAAAAAGAAAGGAAAUUAGGAUAAGGAUGAAUUGCUUUUUCUUUGUCUUUUUCUUCUUUCUUUCUUCCUCCUCAGAUCCGCGUGCCCUGCUCUUCCUCUUUCCCCUGACCCUUUGCACCCGACGAGCCUUGUUACCGCCCCCCUUUUUCCGGCCGGAAAUCCUGCAAAGCUUGGGGAUUUCUCCUUAUUUUCUUGUUUUAAAACACCUGUUGAACCCAGAAAUCUCCCUCCCCUGCUGGAAAAUCCGGAUCUGCCCUGCUUUGCUCUGCCCUUCCGCCGGCUGCUCCUACCUUGUGGGGGUGAUUUGCUCCGAUUUUGGCCGUGAGCUUUCUUCUUCCAUGCCGCCGGCAACUUCCCCAACCUGCAGUCCGGUUUCUUUGCUUGCAAAUUCUGGUAUGUGGCAGCCUCUUUAAGCCUAAAUUUAGCCAUUUAUGUGCUGCCUCUGUUGUCCGUGAAUUGCUGGAAAAAUGGGGGAUAAUUCCGGUAGCUUUAGGAUGAGAUUUAAGUAUUAAUUCAAGUGGGAAUUAUGU
Molecule: messenger RNA, 601 nt
Organism: Rubroshorea leprosula
Lineage: Eukaryota; Viridiplantae; Streptophyta; Magnoliopsida; Malvales; Dipterocarpaceae
Source: the annotation of a GenBank genome assembly